AUGCAAGAAAUUUACACAAAGUCACAAACACUUUCAAUGUUAGAAUUUACAAAAGAAAAGCUGAAAUAUUGGUUACUAGAUCACCCAUCAAUUGUAUCUUUCCGGUGGAGUCCGACUCAUUCGUGGGGUGGUACGUGGUGGUUUCUCAUUUCUGCUAUCUUUUUUUACAUCACCAUCCCGAUAACCAUCCAUGUCAUCCUUAAACUAUGUCGCAUAAGGUGUCACGUGCCCUUAGGUCCACUUCCAGUCAUUCAUAGUCUCUUAAUGUCAUUAAUCUCGAUAACUAUAUUUUUUGGCAUGUUUUUCUCGGCUGAAGCUGAGGUUCGGGACACUCGUUGGCUAUGGCAACGAACCCGAACCACACCCUUCGAGUGGUUACUUUGUUUUCCUUUAGGUAUUCGUUCCUCGGGUCGUGUCUUCUUUUGGUCUUACGCGUUUUACUUAUCUCGUUAUCUUCAUAUGUUGAGAACAUUGUUUAUAGUUUUGAGUGAGAGAAAAUUAUCAUUUUUUAGAUUAUUUAACAACUCCAUUAUUCUCAUUAUGUCUUUUUUAUGGCUUGAGUUUUCACAAUCUCUUCAAGUGUUAACUAUAUUGUUCUCGACGUUGGUUUGUUUUGUGGUUUAUGGGUACAGAUUUUGGAUACAAAUAGGGCUACCUAGUAAAACAUUUCAUUAUGCGGGGAAUUUACACAUGAUGUUGUUUGGUUGCAAUUUGGCGUGCCAUGUUGGAGUAGUUUUGUUGCAUUAUUCAAGAGGAGGGUGUAAUGGAAUUGGAGCAUGGGUUUUUAAUUCCUUUUUGAAUGUUUUAAUUCUUUGGCAUUUCUUCAAGUCCUAUUUUGAUAACCACUACCAAAGGGAGGACACUUCUUCCAAAAGAGGGCAAAUCAAAGCUAAGUCAAACCCAUAG
This is a messenger RNA of Vicia faba (fava bean), 906 nucleotides long. The record is from the annotation of a GenBank genome assembly. Lineage: Eukaryota; Viridiplantae; Streptophyta; Magnoliopsida; Fabales; Fabaceae.